Coregonus sp. 'balchen' is the source of this 1069-nucleotide messenger RNA. NCBI's taxonomy places the organism in Eukaryota, Metazoa, Chordata, Actinopteri, Salmoniformes, Salmonidae. The record is from the annotation of a GenBank genome assembly.
UAAUCUCUGUUCUGUUGUGUUCUGCUCUCCUCUCUCCAGUGCGGACGGUGAGUUCGCCGUGACCCACAUGACCAAGGCCCACCUGUUCCACAAUGGGAAGGUGCGCUGGGUUCCCCCGGCCAUCUAUAAGUCCUCCUGCUCUAUAGACGUCACCUUCUUCCCCUUCGACCAGCAGAACUGUAAGAUGAAGUUUGGCUCCUGGACUUACGACAAGGCUAAGAUUGACCUGGAACGCAUCGAGGUAUGGGGUUGCAUCAAUCAGUUAGUCAGUCAGUCAAUCAAUCAAUCAAUCAAACAAUCAAUCAAUCAAUCACUCAAGCAGGUACUGUUGUAAAAAUGUUGUAAAAGAUGUGUACGACACGGGUAAGGUAAUGUAAGUAUUGUCUAUGUGUCUAGUGUGUAUGUACAGUGUUUAUGUUUUAUACAUUAGCCUGGUCCCAGAUCUGUUUGUGUUCUUGCUAACUCCAUUGCUGUCAUUGUCAAGCCACACUGAGAGCUGAUCAGAGCCAGCAGUGUGUGACAAUCUUCCCAUAAGGGACACUAAACACAGUGGAUCUGAACAACUGUAUCUACACAGUGCUUAUGAAGCCUUUAUGUAUGCCAUAUGAAGCCUUCAUAGAGUGGGACGGUUUAUCUCUAUUCCCUAGAACACUGUGGAUCUGAACAACUACUGGGAGAGUGGGGAGUGGGCCAUCAUCAAUGCAGUGGGAACAUACAACACCAAGAAGUACGACUGCUGUCAUGAGAUCUACCCUGAUAUCACAUACUUCUUCAUCAUCAGACGACUGCCUCUCUUCUACACCAUCAACCUGAUCAUCCCCUGUCUGCUCAUCUCCUGUCUCACCGUCCUGGUCUUCUAUCUCCCCUCAGGUAGGUCCUGGUCUUCUAUCUCCUUUCAGGUAGGUCCUGGUCUCCCCUCAGGUAGGUCCUGGUCUUCAGUCUCCCCUCAGGUAGGUCCUGGUCUCCCCUCAGGUAGGUCCUGGUCUUCGGUCUCCCCUCAGGUAGGUCCUGGUCUUCGGUCUCCCCUCAGGUAGGUCCUGCUCUCCCCUCAGGUAGGUCCUGGUCUUCU